CGCUUAGUUGGACACCCGCAGCCAGUGACCACCUGUGUAGGUGUCAAUUUCAAGUGGACCAGUGCUACCAUGUCCCGAUCUUGGGUCAGUCCUGGCGUAGCGUACCUCGCACGGGGCUUGCUUUCCGUUGUUGUUCCGGCCGCUUCCUCCAUCAUUAUCGUAGCACGCCUGGCCUCUCUCAAAGGCGUACGAGUUUCUCCAUGGCUUAUAUCUGCAUUGGUUUUGGGUGCAGCGCCUCUCGGGUUUGCGGCUUACGUUCUUGUGGAUGGGAGAUCGCAACAACGAAAGGCCAAUCGACUCGGUGCAAGACUUGUUCCUCGUGUCCGGGGUAAAUGGCCUGGAAAUCUGGACAAGGUAGUGAAUAUGGUCAUGAGAUCUGAAAAUGAAUACCUAGCACGACCUUUAGAGGACGAGAUCAAGGUGCUCGGGCCGACUAUCAAUUUUCGUUUUUUUUGGGAGGACCUUAUCAUGACCACGGAGCCACAACACAUCAAGACUAUUCUCGCAACUGACUUCGAUAACUAUGUCAAAGGUACCAAGUUCAGAGAAGCAGCUGACUCUGUCCUUGGAACGGGCGUAUUUAAUUCAGAUGGUGAAAUCUGGAAGCUUCACAGAACCAUGACAAGGCCAUUCUUCACUCAUGAUCGGAUAAGUCACUUUGACAUCUUUGACCGUCAUGCGGAUCAUGCUAUCGCUUUGGCGAAGGAACGCUUCAGAGCGGGCUUGGCAGUUGACUUCCAAGAUCUCAUCUCCAGAUUUACGCUUGACUCCGCAUCGGAGUUCCUAUUUGGACACUGUAUCGAGACACUUUCCGCUGGACUCCCUUACCCUCAUAACGCAACAGAAUCCACAAAUGCUACUCAAGGAGACAACGCCGCCACAGCCUUCGCAUAUGCUUUCUCUCAAGCUCAACAGGGAAUAAAUCGGCGUCUUUCUAUUGGGCAGACCUGGCCACUCACUGAGAUUCUUGCUGACAGCACCGCGCAACAUAUGAAAGUGGUAGACGCAUUUUUAGAUCCGAUUCUCAAAGACGCUCUGGAGAAGCAUAGCACGGCCGUUGAGUUUGACAAAAAUGAAUUCGCAGACGACCAAACCCUUGUGGACCAUCUCGUAAAUUUGACGUCAGGUGAGAUAGCAUGUUACGACAGAAUUUCUGUUGUUGCAAUAUCCUUUUCAGACUUCAAAAUCAUCAAAGAUGAGACAUUAAAUAUAUUACUGGCCGGAAGAGAUACGACAGCCACAACAUUAACAUCAGCUGUUUAUUUGUUGGCAAUGCAUCCUGAGUUCCUCACUCGACUCAGGGAAGAAAUCAUAUCGAAGGUUGGGCUGACUCGCAGACCCACAUAUGAUGAUAUCAAAGAGAUGAAGUAUCUCAGAGCGGUCCUCAAUGAAACACUGCGCCUUUUUCCUGCUGUCCCCUUUGAUGUGAGGGAAAACAUACGUGAGACCACAUGGAUAUCCCCCGAAUAUGGGAAGAAGCCACUGUUUAUCCCACAGGGAACCAUGGUCAGCUAUUCAGUGUUCCUUAUGCACCGGAGAACUGAUCUGUGGGGACCAGACGCAUUGGAGUUCGAUCCGGAUAGAUGGCUCGACGAGCGCGUGAAGAAAUACCUGAUUCCCAAUCCCUUCAUUUUCCUGCCAUUUAACGCAGGACCCAGAAUUUGCUUAGGGCAACAAUUUGCAUACAACGAAAUGUCGUUCAUGAUCAUUCGUUUACUGCAAAACUUUUUGACGAUUACACUAUCCCCCGAGCCGGCGAUGCGCCCACCUGCGUGGUGGGCUGAGAAAGACGGUCGACAGGCUAUCGAGCAAUUCAGGCCGAGAAACCACUUGACACUUUAUGCCAUGGGUGGUAUGUGGGUUAAGAUGGAAGCUGUAGACGACGUCGAAAUCAUAAACUAAUUAUGAUAUUGGUACUGUGGGACAAUACUGCAACGUUAUUCAUUUUUAUUUUGGCUGCCUGUCUUGUUGUUAUUGCUGUUGUAUAAAUAUGUGGGGUAGAUCGGAACAUUCUCAUACCUGCCUAUAGUUGGCCUAGCUUUCGAGACGUAGCGUCAGUGGGUCGUACUGCAAUACAAUGACAUGCACUAUCCGAGUUCGCGUCGCAAAAACGCACGAUUACGUCGGUGAGCUGUGAGCUUAUUUUUGUCGCUCAGCCUAUCCCUCGGUUUCUUCCU
Messenger RNA from Suillus subalutaceus, 2177 nucleotides. RefSeq names its product cytochrome P450. The coding region runs from base 70 to 1902 and encodes 610 amino acids. Lineage: Eukaryota; Fungi; Basidiomycota; Agaricomycetes; Boletales; Suillaceae. Gene Ontology annotation, molecular function: monooxygenase activity; iron ion binding; oxidoreductase activity, acting on paired donors, with incorporation or reduction of molecular oxygen. The record is from RefSeq and is a predicted model, not a curated record. The transcript has 16 exons.